AUGAAUCCCGUGGAGCUGCUUCUAUUCAGUUUUCAGUCAGUGCUAGAGUGUUUGUUAUCAUCGCUUGAGGCUAUUGAUAUCAAAACCACCAUCUCGGGACAUUUGGCUGAACUGAAUCUAGAAUUGGUCAAGGACAAAUCCAAGAGUCGUGAGUUGAAGAGAAACCCAAAUGUGAUGUUUUCAACAACAGUGCCUCAGUGUUUGGUAACAUCGCUCAAGUUUGUGGAACUAAAACAUUUGAUCCCGGGGUAUGAAGGAAAAAUAAAGAUGAUAAGAUACUUGCUGAAGAAUUCAACAAUCCUGGAGAAACUAAGGCUCAAUGUUUACUACACGAAAAAGGGAUUGAAGAAAGAUAGGAUAAGCCAGUUACCUGAAUCUUUGAUCUAUCAGAUACUCUCUCAUCUUCCCUCAAAGCAAGCUGCUAAGACAUCUGUUUUACCAACCAGAUGGAAAAGUCUCUGGCUUUGGCUUCCUUGUUUGGGUAUAAAUAUGCUCACUAUGAAGAGAACAACAACAAUGGUUGAUCGAGGGAAAUCGAAACAGGCUUGUUCCAGUGGGUACUUGAGUCGGAGAUUGGAGGAAGAUAGGAUAAGCCAACUACCUGAUCUGUUGAUCUGUCAGAUACUUUCUCAUCUUCCCACAAAGGAGAGUGUUAAGACAAGCGUUUUGUCAACCAGAUGGGCAAGUCUCUGGCUUUGGGUUCCUUGUUUGGAACUGACUCCCCAAGAUUUCUCUGAUAAUUUCAAUGCCUUCAGGAGUUUUGGUAACAGGUUUUUCCAUUCCGAUAGGGCUUCAUUCAUAAACAAAUUCAAACUAUUUGUUGUUGAUCAUAAUGAUCCUUCUUAUCUCACGCCAUGGUUUGAUGCUGCAAUUAAGCGUAAGAUCCAACAUCUGCAUGUUUCUUGUCCUGCCGAUUCCUUAUAUGAGCUGCCCACAAGAUCUUAUACCUGUGAGACGCUAGUAUCCUUAAAACUCGAUCACGUGACCUUGGAUGGUGUCGAGUUUGUUUCCUUGCCUUGCCUGAAGACUAUGCAUUUAAAAUAUAUCUUGUAUGGCAAAGAGUCCAUUUUUCAGGGACUUGUCUCUCGCUGUCCUGUCUUGGAAAAGUUAAAGAUUGCCGGAUCCCCGUUUGGGGAUGUAAUUAUCUUUCGGCUGCACUCUACCUCAUUGAAGAAGCUCUGUAUACAGAUACAACGUAAUAAUAACAAGGGCUAUGGUGUUGGAUUUGUUGUUGAUGCGCCUGGACUAGGCUUUUUGAGCAUCAGUGAUAAACCAGAGGGUUAUAAAUGGAACGACAGGUAUUCUGAUGUCAAGGUAGAUAUAUGUCUCCCCUUUGAUUUGGAAGAUAUUAAAGAAGCAAGCAUUUCAUUGAGGAGUAGUAUCCACAAUUUUCUCCCUGGGAUUUCCAAGGUCAGAGAUAUGACAAUUUGUAAAGACAUUUUCAAGCUCAUCUGUCAAUACGGGGAAACACAACCACUGCCUCAGUUUGGAUACAUGUCCCGCUUGUAUGUCAAUCUUUGCGUAUCUGAUUUGAAAAACUUGCCAACCUUUCUUGGGAGCUGCCCAAACUUAAAAUCCCUCAUCUUGGUAUGGAUUAAUAACUCUAAGAAUAUACGUCUUGAAGAGCUGAGUGGAUUUGAUUGCUCUGUGCCAGAGUGUUUGUUAUCGUCGCUUGAGUAUGUUGAUAUCAAAAGCUGCAUCUCUGGAUAUGGGGCAGAACGGAAGCUAAUAAGAACCGGUUGGUCUUUGUUUUCGGGUAGCCAGCUAUAA
Messenger RNA from Camelina sativa (false flax), 1770 nucleotides. RefSeq names its product putative FBD-associated F-box protein At5g53635. NCBI's taxonomy places the organism in Eukaryota, Viridiplantae, Streptophyta, Magnoliopsida, Brassicales, Brassicaceae. Gene Ontology annotation, molecular function: protein binding. The record is from RefSeq and is a predicted model, not a curated record.